AUGGGCGCGGUGACCCUGCAGUGCGCCUCGGGAAACCCCACGCCGCUUACGCACCAGCCCGCUCGCGCCACAACCGGCGCGAGUAAACUGACCCCGGAGCAGAUCAGCGAGUAUAAAGGCGUGUUUGAGAUGUUUGAUGAGGAGGGGAACGGAGACGUGAAGACGCAGGAGCUGGAGAGACUGAUGAGUCUGAUGGGAAUCAACCCAACCAAAAGAGAGCUGAGCCAGAUGGCCAAAGACGUGGACAAAGAUGGUAAAGGCACUUUUAACUGUGACAGCUUCCUGGGUCUCAUGGCUCUUUAUCAUGAAAGGACUAAAAAUCAGGACGCGGAGCUUCGAGCUGCUUUUAAAGUGUUUGAUAAGGAGGCGAAGGGAUACAUCGACUGGAACACACUGAAGUAUGUACUGAUGAACGCUGGUGAGCCUCUAAAUGAGGAGGAGGCGGAGCAGAUGAUGAAGGAGGCCGAUAAGGAUGGAGACGGAACGAUCGAUUAUGAAGUGCUCAUCCUGCUCAUCCUCAGCUCCGGCUGCAUUAUUCUCCAUGAUAAGGAGUUCAUGAAAACCACGACAAAGAUCAUGGCAGAGGACUGA
Messenger RNA from Astyanax mexicanus (Mexican tetra), 591 nucleotides. Its product is annotated as calglandulin. The record is from RefSeq and is a predicted model, not a curated record. Gene Ontology annotation, cellular component: myosin II complex. The coding region runs from base 1 to 591 and encodes 196 amino acids. NCBI's taxonomy places the organism in Eukaryota, Metazoa, Chordata, Actinopteri, Characiformes, Acestrorhamphidae. The transcript is spliced from 6 exons. Gene Ontology annotation, molecular function: calcium ion binding.